This is a messenger RNA of Rhipicephalus sanguineus (brown dog tick), 1086 nucleotides long. RefSeq names its product sulfotransferase 1B1. Gene Ontology annotation, molecular function: sulfotransferase activity. The coding region runs from base 1 to 1086 and encodes 361 amino acids. Gene Ontology annotation, cellular component: cytoplasm. The record is from RefSeq and is a predicted model, not a curated record. The transcript has 2 exons. NCBI's taxonomy places the organism in Eukaryota, Metazoa, Arthropoda, Arachnida, Ixodida, Ixodidae. Gene Ontology annotation, biological process: sulfation.
AUGUCGAACAUCAUGCGACUGCUCGGCAUCCGUACAAGAAACCGAAACGACGACGGAUAUCUCUGCAAACUGACUCUCAACGUCGACGACCAAGUUGAGGAGCCAGUCUGCUCUUCUCGUGAUGCGGUCGUGACCGCCGGACCCCCGACUGGUCCAGUCGAGUUGGAGUACGUCGUUGACGGUCUUCCGGUACCACCGAAGGCCUUCAACGUCGAAGUGGUACGCGAUGCUCUCCGGUACCGGGCGCGACCGAGCGACGUUUUCGUGGCUACGUACCCGAAGUCGGGUACUGCGUGGUUGCAGCGCAUCGUCUGGACGCUCCUGAACCUGGACAGAAUAGACGAAGGAGUACCGUCCCUAAUGGACACCAUGACCCGGCACAUGUCAUUCCUGGAGCUCGUUGGCCGAAGGAUGGUUGAAGCGCUGCCCGAGCCCCGAGUCAUCAAGCACCACCUGCCGUUCUGGCUGUCGCCGUACCAUCCGCUGGCGAAAUACGUCGUGCUCGUGCGAAACCCGUUCGACUGCGUCGUCUCCUUCUACUACCACUGCCGAGCGGAGCCGUCCGUGGGCCUCCCACCGGGCGUCGUCACGUUCGACGACUUCUUCGAGCGGUUCGUCGAGGGCCGCGUACCGUUCGGAUCGUACUUCGACCACGUCUUGUCCUGGUACGCCCGCCGCAACGACUCUAACGUGCUGUUCCUCCAUUACGAGACGCUCAGGGAACGUCCGGCCACCGUGACGCUCGAGAUCGCGGACUUCCUUGACGACGGCGUCGCCUCGAGGCUCCGCGGAGACGAACGACUCCUACGGUACGUGGUCGACCGGACGUCGGCCGGCUGUCUUAAGACCGGCCACCUUCUCGUAUCGACUCCUUCAUCCGGUCGCAGCGCUGCUGGUGCGGUAAGGUCGCGCUCAAGACGUGGGGAACCGUUGGACAAGAUUUCUACAAAGUGUAUUCGCGAGGGUGACAUUGAAGAAUGGAAGCGACUCUUCAAGCCAGAUCAGAUGCGGCGCUUACGGCAGCUAUGCGAAGAAAGGCUCAAAGGCACGAAGAUGUGGUACACGUGGCAGAAGUGGUUCGAGUAA